Molecule: messenger RNA, 2044 nt
Organism: Anneissia japonica
Lineage: Eukaryota; Metazoa; Echinodermata; Crinoidea; Comatulida; Comatulidae
Product: 4'-phosphopantetheine phosphatase-like
Exons: 12
Coding region: 8-1870 (620 amino acids)
Biological process (GO): coenzyme A biosynthetic process
Cellular component (GO): cytosol; nucleus
Molecular function (GO): ATP binding; pantothenate kinase activity
Source: RefSeq, a predicted model, not a curated record
AUCAAUCAUGUCUGAAACAUCACUUUAUGCACAUUGCAUAGCCCUGCCUCCCGAGCAGGUUUUUAGGAAUUUAAAGAAUGCAAAACGUUUUGCUAUAGAUAUCGGUGGAUCACUAUGCAAAUUAGCAUACUAUUCAAACUUGCACAAGAAACAAAGUCAUUGCUCUGAAGCAGGAAAGCAAACAGAAGAUGAAAAAGAAAGCCCUAUGUUGUAUGUAGCUGGAGAAGAGGAGGAAAUUGCUACCCGUCUUCAUUUUAUUAAAUUUGAAACUAAGUAUAUUGAAAGUUGUCUUGAUUUUAUCAAGCAGAACUUGAUAGAAAAUGAAGAACAAAUGAACGGAAAAAAUGUGAAGGCGACCGGAAGUGGAUCACUUAAGUAUAAAGAACUUUUAUCUGAGAAACUAGGAGUAACGAUUGAAAAAGAAGAUGAGAUGGAGUGUUUGAUAAAGGGGUUACAUUUCCUGCUGAGGAAUAUUCCAGAUGAAGCGUUCAUCUUGCAGCGACAUGCCAAUCAGAAGUAUCAGUUUCAGCCAUCAGACCAAAACUUGUUUCCCUACCUGCUGGUUAAGAUUAGCUCAGGGGUCAACAUUUUUAAGGUCGAAUCAGAAACACAGUACGAGAGAAUCGGAGGCUCAGCUAUGGGUGGUGGAACUUUCUGGGGGCUAGGCUCCCUGCUCACAAAAGCUAAGGGUUUUGAUGAACUGCUUCAACUAGCCAUGGCUGGUGAUCAUCGCAACGUGGACAUGCUGGUCAAGGACAUCUAUGGUGGUGCCUACUCUGCUACAGGACUGCCAGAAGACUUACUAGCUUGUCACUUUGGCAGAACUGGCAAACAUUCGAUGGACGACCAAUUUAGCUCAGAAAAUGGUAACUAUGCACGUGAAGACAUUGCAAAGAGCCUUCUGUUGAUGAUCAGCUAUGGAAUCGGACAAAUGUCGUGUCUGUAUGCAAACCAAGAAAACAUGAAGCGUGUUUAUUUUGGAGGUUACUUUAUUUGUGGACACCCAGUCACCAUGAGAGCCAUCACAUUUGCUCUCAAUUACUUUUCAAAGGGUGAAGUACAAGCCUUAUACUUGAAGCAUGAGGGUUACUUAGGUGCUAUUGGUGCUUUCCUCAAGGGUGCAGAAGAGGAUGACACUGAUAAAUACCAAUGGGGUGAGAAUUUUGCUGGCAGUUCAGGAUUUAGUAGCCCGACACCCAAUGCCGUAGCCAGCUAUUGGGACAAAUCCUGGCUACGGCAUUGCCAACACCCUUCAUUGAUUUCUCAGAAACGGACACACCUAGCACUUUUAUUGGAACAAGGUAAUUUUGGUUUUUUGGAAGCAAAGUGUGGCCUCCAACCCAGACCUUGGUUGGUGGAUGACAUGGAUGCCUGGUUAGAAAGACUAAAGGGUCCACCUCAUAAAAGAGUGGUUAUAUUUGUGGAUAACAGUGGUGCUGAUAUUAUUUUGGGGAUAUUUCCACUAGUUAGGGAGUUCCUAAAGCGAGGAACACAGGUUAUCUUAUCUGCCAACUCAAAGCCCGCCCUCAAUGACAUCACUCAUUAUGAGUUAGUCAUAAUUGUAGAGCGCAUUAUAACUAUGGAUGAGACCAUACGCACAGCCCUCUAUGAGAAACAGUUACAGCUGAUUCAAAAUGGCAGUGGCUCUCCUUGUUUAGAUCUCAGUCGCAUUGAUCAAACAAUAGCAGCAUGCUGCGAGGAAGCAGACCUGAUAAUUCUUGAAGGCAUGGGUCGUGCGAUUCACACAAACUACAGUGCAUGUUUCUCUUGUGAAUGUCUAAAGCUUGCGGUGCUGAAAAAUAAAUGGCUUGCAGAGAGGUUUGGAGGCGACAUGUUCAGUAUUGUAGUCAAAUAUGAGGUGGUACAGUAAGGCAGCAAAUUACAAUAUUAUUAUCUGAGAAGUUUGGUGGUGACAGGUUUAAUAUUUUCAUCAAAUAUAUAUAUAUGUGAAGGUGUUUUAUGAAAUAUGAAUAUUAUAAUUAGGAUGGUGAUGACAACAAUAUGAUUAACGAGGAAGAUGAGGAUGAUGGAUGAUGAUGUAUAU